GUAAAAGGUAUCCACUCCUCAUACUAGGGCUGCUAGGGAGCUCGGUACGUGCGCUACUUGUGGCUUCGACUCUUUAUCUUGCGCCCGCUUUCGCUCAACGAGCUUCCUCUUCUCUUCUUCUUACUCUUCCAUCUCUCGAUCAUUCCAUCCUUUUCCCAUCAUCAAUCAACAGUUCGUCCUCAUCACAUAUCAUCCCCCAGAGACAUCAUUUGUUGUGUCUCUGGGUUUUCUUCCUUUUCUUCUCGGUUUUCCCUCCCUUUUGAGUCGCAGGUAGACUUAUCGUUCCCUGAUACAAUCCUGAAGCGUGUUUAUUCGUUGUAACCAUCACCAUCCAUCAACAUGAGGGGCCUCGUCGCUCUCUCCCUAGCAUAUGCUGCUGCUGCAGCGCCCUCGUUUAGCUACGAGACCAUCCACGAUGGUGCCGCUCCCAUCAUUUCCUCCUCCACUGCCGAGGAGGUCCCCAACUCAUACAUCGUUAAGUUCAAGAGCCACGUUUCUGAAUCUUCAGCUUCGGAUCAUCAUUCGUGGGUCCAGAAGAUUCACGGCGAUCGGGAAGAUGAGCGAUUAGAGCUUCGAAAGCGUGGUCAGUUGCCCAUGUUUGGUGAUGCUUUUGAUUCAUUCAAGGGUCUUAAGCAUACCCUAAAGAUCGGCAGCGAGUUCCUUGGCUACGCCGGUCACUUCGAUGAUGGUGUCAUCGAAGAGGUCCGAAGACACCCUGACGUCGAGUUCAUCGAGAAGGACUCCAUCGUCCACGCUCUUGCAGAAGACGAGCCGGAUCUCGAAAAGAACGCCCCGUGGGGAUUGGCCCGAAUCUCUCACCGUAAGCAACUCUCUUUCGGCACAUACAACAAGUACCUCUAUGCCGCUGAGGGCGGUGAGGGUGUUGACGUCUAUGUCAUUGACACCGGCUGCAACACUGAGCACGUUGACUUUGAGGGACGUGCAUCAUGGGGCAAGACCAUUCCUACUGGUGAUGAGGACGUUGAUGGUAACGGCCACGGUACCCACUGCUCUGGCACCAUUGCUGGUAAGAAGUAUGGCGUUGCCAAGAAGGCAAAUGUGUACGCCGUCAAGGUUCUUCGAUCUAACGGAUCCGGCUCUAUGUCGGAUGUCAUGAAGGGUGUCGAGUGGGCUGCUGAGGCGCACAUCGCCCAGGUUGCUAAGGCCAAGAAGGGCUCGCGCAAGGGCUUCAAGGGAUCUACUGCCAACAUGUCUCUGGGUGGAGGUAAAUCUCCUUCUUUGGACCAGGCCGUGAACGCUGCUGUUUCAGCUGGUCUCCACUUCGCUGUGGCUGCCGGCAAUGACAAUGCCGAUGCUUGCAAGUACUCUCCCGCCGCCGCCGCCAAGGCCAUCACUGUUGGUGCCAGUGCUCUCGAUGAUAGCCGUGCCUACUUCUCCAACUGGGGCAAGUGUGUCGACAUCUUCGGACCUGGUCUCUCUAUUCAGUCCACUUGGAUCGGCAGCAAGACCGCUAUCAACACCAUCUCUGGCACAUCCAUGGCUUCUCCUCACAUUUGCGGUUUGACUGCUUAUUUCCUCUCCCUCCAGCCCAGCAAGGAGUCCGAGUAUGGUUUGGCUGAGAUCACCCCGGAGAAGCUGAAGUCCAACAUGAUCACCAUCGCCACCAAGGGUGCUCUCUCCGACAUUCCCGCUGACACCCCCAACCUGCUUGCCUGGAACGGUGGUGGUUUCUCCAACUACAGCGAUAUUGUCGCUCAAGGUGGCUAUGAGGCUGAGAAGUCUGAGAAGGCCGCUCACAAGUCUAUCACUAUCGAGGAGCUCGAGAAGGCUAUCGAGCAUGACUUCAACGUUGUCUCUGGCACUGUUGUCAAGGGUGUCUCGUCCCUCUCCGGCGAAGCCGAGAAGCUUUCUAGCAAGAUCCACGAGGUCGUCGAGGAGGAGCUCCGAGAGUUCUUCCAUGAGUUGCGUCAGUAAGACAAUGUAGAAAUGGGGUCCUAGCUAGCUGUAAUUUAGAUGCUGGGGUAUUGGGUGGCUGAUAAGCUUCCUGCGGAGCAUAGAUUGUUACGGAGCGGUGUUUCUUGGGCAUUCGGCCAACCUGGCUUCUCUAUACUGUACACGCUGAAAUGGUUAUAUCUUUGUAGCAUUGUAACGUCUUAUCCGGUCUGUCUAGCCAAGACCCAACUAUCAAAUUUUCAUUGACGUAAACUAUCAAAUUUUCAUUGACGUAAACUA
This is a messenger RNA of Hypoxylon fragiforme, 2193 nucleotides long. RefSeq names its product peptidase S8/S53 domain-containing protein. Gene Ontology annotation, biological process: proteolysis. The record is from RefSeq and is a predicted model, not a curated record. Gene Ontology annotation, molecular function: serine-type endopeptidase activity. The coding region runs from base 340 to 1935 and encodes 531 amino acids. The transcript has 2 exons. NCBI's taxonomy places the organism in Eukaryota, Fungi, Ascomycota, Sordariomycetes, Xylariales, Hypoxylaceae.